Pecten maximus is the source of this 5252-nucleotide messenger RNA. RefSeq names its product E3 ubiquitin-protein ligase RNF13-like. Gene Ontology annotation, cellular component: nucleoplasm; cytoplasm. The transcript is spliced from 11 exons. The coding region runs from base 111 to 1460 and encodes 449 amino acids. The record is from RefSeq and is a predicted model, not a curated record. NCBI's taxonomy places the organism in Eukaryota, Metazoa, Mollusca, Bivalvia, Pectinida, Pectinidae.
CACAUGAACAGACGCCAUUUUUCAGUCGGACUGGAUCUCAAAUGAGUCCAUUAUUUACAAUAUAAUAUUGUUUUUCAUGUCACUUAACAGAUGUAGAAGUACGUGAAGGUAUGUCUCCCUUGACUGAAAUUCCCUGUCAGAAAAGGCCAAGAUGGCUUCAUGUCUUCGCUUUGUUCAACCUUAUGUCAGUAUUCAACGUGCUUUUUGUCAGUGGAGACGUUAAAGUGAAUCAGGGAAAUGAGUCUAUAUUAUUUUACCUGGACAGAAUGGCUACCUUUGGUCCGGAGCUGUCAGAAACAGGACUUACAGGAUACCUAAUAUCUGUAGGUCCAGUUGUCAACAAGUCCUCUUGUACAGACUACAAGCCAGGCAUUCCCAACAAUGACACCUCCAAGGUCUGGAUUGCUCUCAUACGGAGGAAUGGCUGUAAAUUUGAUGACAUGGUGCUAAAUGCUCAGAAACUGGGCUACCAGGGAGUGAUCAUCCAAAAUCAUUUCAAAGAUGACAGUCUUGUUGCUAUGGGCGGAGAUUCUCAUAUGUAUGAUGUGACUAUUCCCUCAGUAUUUGUUGGCUGGACCAGUGGAUAUGAGAUUGGCAAGAAAUACUGCUAUCAGUGCUCAUUCUCCAAUUACACAAUCACCAUCAACAACAACUCACCACAAGACUUCAAGUCCUACAUCUUGUGGCCUUUCGCUAUCGUUGUUGGGACCUGUUUCAUCCUCAUGCUUUCCUUCAUGAUAUUUAAGUGGUGUAGAGACAUCAGCAAAAGAAAAAAGUCUAGACUUUCAACAAAGGUGCUGAAGAAAAUUCCAACAAAGAAGUUUAAGAAAGGUGAUGACUAUGAUGUGUGUGCUAUCUGCCUGGAUGACUACGAGGAAGGAGACAAACUUAGAAUCCUGCCCUGUUCUCAUGCAUACCACUGUGUGUGUAUUGAUCCAUGGCUGACAAAAAACAAGAAAACUUGUCCAGUGUGUAAGAGGAAAGUCAUUCCUGGAAGUAAUCCAGACUCUGAUUCGGACUCGGACGAGGAUAAUGGAAACCAGUCUACAUCAGAGAGAACUCCCCUCCUUGGAAACAACAAUAACACAAGACCUGCCAGGAGGUCCACGUUUGAUAAUUCUGGGUUACCAGAGACAAUGCGACCAAUGCUGAGGACUGUUAAUGAGGUGAACCCUGACUCUAGUGAUAGCGAUUCUGACUCUGAGGAGGACGACAACAUGCCACGACCAAUGAUUCACUCACAGGAAAAUGUCGUGAACAGAGCAGUGGUAAAUCGCGGCUACUUCAAGUCGAGCGAUGAAGAGGAUGAUGAGGACGAACAAGUCAGUGAUGGUGACACUCACAGACAAAACCAAGAGUCCGAGGUUGUUGAGGAAAACAGACAGGGAAUUAUUGCUAAUGUUUCAAUAGUUAAUGUGGACCAAACAUCAGAAUCCAGGACUGUAAAUCAUGUCGUGUGAUUGUUUUCUGGUUGUGUCCAGAUCAGGAUUCAAGUUGUUAUGAAGACUUUAAAAUAGAAACUUAAUAGGAAUAUGUGUAGAAGAUGUAUUCCGGAUACCAAUAUCCUCAAAACUUUAAGGCUGUGAAUGAAAUUAUUAAGUCAGAUUUAUGUCUUUAGAAGAAAAGGGGUUUGCCACUACUUUUCUUUACUCCCUCAGAACAUGUCAUGACAAAAGUUGAAGGUAUUGUAUGUGCCACCUUGCAGGUGAUGUCAUUUGUCUGGAAACUAUUCAGGAAUGAUGCAUAUCUGUGAUCUUCAUUAAGAUAGAGUCAAUUACAAACCAACCUGACAGCGAAUUGGGUGGCUUUAAUAUCAAUGAUACACCUUUAUAAUAUCUAGAGGAAAAGUAUCAGUUUUAGUGAUUGGUCAGUCAUGUUUUGACUCUAUCCAAUCAAAUCUUGUAACCGUGCGUGAGCCUUCAAUAUUUUUCGUGACACAUUCAAAGGGGCAUUAAACUAGAUUAUGUAUUGAAGUGGAACCCUUGAAUUUUAAAAAGAUGGAUGCAUGGAGAUGUGUAUAAAACUUUUUGUCAUGUAUUGCAAAAAGUGUCAAUUAAAUUUGGGAAAGAGUCAAAGAAGCAUUGAUGAUGUUACAGUAGUUCCAGAAAUGUGUGAAGGUCAAAACACAGGUCAGAUUUAAAGUUGUAGGUCAAGGUCAUUGACGAAAAAAUUAGAGCUUAAUCAAACUGCCAGGGUAAUUUCUCAUACUGUAAGUCAGGAUAUUUUCACAUGCUGUCCGCCAAGGUAAUUUCAAAAGUAUAUAUUUGACCAAUUUGCCUCGUCCAAGAAGAAGAAAUGCAACAUAAAACAAGAUGUGCUUCGAAAGCCAGCAGACACUUUUCAGAAAGCCACUGGUAAACUUUCUUGUUUUAUAGCAAUAGACGGAGGUUGAUUGUGAUCAACUAUUUUUGUUUUCGCAGUACAGGAAGGAAAUUUUGCACACUUCUAAAACCAUGGUAGUAUGAAAGUACCAGUUUAACAAUGGUUUUAACAUUGAAGUUAUUAUGAAAUUAAAAUUAUCAACAUUAUUGUUAUUUUUAAUUGGUGCAAUGGCCUUGACUUUGACUAAUCCAUGUUAUUACUGACCUUGACCUUGGUCAUUGUUACAAACUGUGGAAAUGUUUUUGUGUAUGGAGAUAGCUUAUGUCCCUAUUAGUUUCAAAUAAAUGUUAUGAAGUCAUUUAAAUGUGAUUUAAUAAAAAUACAAGACCAAACAUUUUUAAGCAGGUAAAUCAUAUACCUGUUGAUUAUUUUCAUUUCAAUUGAUUUCAUAAAAUCAUGUUUGGUAAAAACCAAAAACGGAUUCUAUUAAUUUAAGAUAAAGAAGGUAAGCAACCUUUUAGUAUAAAUAUGACUUUUACAAUUUCGGGUUUCCAGAUAUCUUAUUGAUAACAAAAAUCCAAAAAAGUUGUUGAGAGAUAGCUAAUGAUGAAUUUGUGUAUGAAUUGAGAUUAUAUAAAAUUUUCUGUAUUUGAUAUUAUUAAGUUGUCACGUCUUAACUAAAUACAAACUUUCACCUGUGAUUUUUAUAUAUACGAAUGAACAGUAUGUUUGAUGUUAACUUCUUUUGGAAUUGUCUUUUCCUCCUCUCCAUUGCAGUUGCAUGAAAAUUUAUUGUAUAUCAGAAUUCUUUUUGAAACUUUUUAAAACUCUUUUAAUGUUUUCAUGUUAAGAAAUGUAUCAUACUACGCUUCAUAUGGUACACUUCUGCACAUAAUAUAUUAUCAAACAUUAUGCCUGCUAUCUGCUAUCAUAAAACUUUAUUCUUUUUCACUUAAAAUGUUACGCAGAAUUUGAUUGGUUAGUAGAAAUAGAUUAUCAUAUAACAACAAUAUACCAUCUCAUUUUGACUUCCGUCGAAAUAGUGAUUGUUAGUUUGUAUCAAUAACUUUGACAUAUUAGGAAUUUAGGUCACAAAAAAGUCUGACCUUAAAGGUCAACAAAUUCUGCCUCACUUUGAAAAUUACAGUUGUCACUAAUCCACAUGUAACUUAACUCAGACUUCUAAAAAAUGCACAACCAAAAUAUUUCAGUUUUGUCUGUACAUGAUGAUCUUUGUAAGCCGGUAUCUGAGCAAAGCUCUUUAAUGACAGAUGGGUAUAUAUGUCAACAUGAAGAUGGAACAGUUACCUCCCUUCAGGUAAUAAUUAUACCUUAAAAUUUGAUGGUCAGCAAAACUGGAACCAGUAAUAGGGUUUAUCAGAAUGAACAAUAACCAGGUUAAAUAAGAAAAAAAUUCAUGUGAUAUACGACCACAGAAUUAGAUUGACUUGGCUCCAAAACAUAUCAUACCUUCAGAUAUUUCUUUACAAGCAUUUGUUCUGGAAAGAGAUGGUUUACACCAGGCCCUGACUGUUUAUUUUCAAGGCCACUUUUCCUAGUUGGUGCAUAUUUUAAAAAUUCAUCAGGUUUGAUUUACAUAGAUUUUGGCUGAACGUGUAUUUUCCAGACUGCUUUCUCAGUCAGUGUACAGAUCUUUCUUUAAAUUUACGGGUUUCUUUUGCAGUGAGCUUAUGCUAAUUGAUACGUUUCAUUUUAGAUAUGUUAUGCUGCAAGAGUGGUUAGAUCUAAAUCUGAACUCUUUAAAUUUUAUAGAAAUUGUGUAAGAAACAAAUUCCUGGUGAUUUAAAUCGAUGUACAUGCUGUAUGUGUAAAUUAUCAAGAUGUAUAUAGUGACAGUAAUUUGAACAUGACUUAUAGUGCUUUAUUUAAUAUUUUACUUCAUGUACAGUACAAUGUAUACGAGAUGAAUGAAUUUUCCCCCCAAUAUUUAUUCUGUUAUUGAAUUAUUAUUUUUUUUUUUUUUUUUUUAUUAUUAUUGUUUUUAAAUAUGUUUAGCAUUUGAUAUAUAAUAAAGUUCAACUAUUCAGUAAAAGUAUCUAAAUUUAUGUUAAUUCUUUCAUGGGAUAGAAUUAUAUAGGCCUUUGUGACUUCACAGGAUACAUAUUGGUCCAAUUUAGAUAGGUCGAAGUAUGUAGGUCUUUGACUUCACAGGAUAUCGUAAUUGCGUAUGUGAAAUUUAUCAUGGUGUAAAAUAGAAAUCAUUUGAGUUCAGACAAGUACCCUGGUACAAAGGCCUCUCAGCUUUUCAAAGGUAAGAUACAAUACUUCUUGGCUCUGGAGUACACAAAUUCAUGUUUAAUUUAAAUGAAAUUUUCAUGCCUGAUGUUCAUCAGCAAUUAAAUGGAAAUACUCAUUUGGGAUUGUACUUUCCUUCUGAAUAAAUGAAGAUUUUAAUGGUAUGUACCGGUAUAUAUUCCCAACAAGUCAGUUUUUAUCUUCGAGAUAUCUGUAUUAUGUAUUGUUUUAGGAAAGUUGUAAUAGGCUUGAAAUAUUUACUAGUUACCAGAUGGUUUGGUAGUCGUAUCCAUCAGGUUAGUAAUUAAGUUAUUUGGGUUUGAAGAAUUUCAUGCAAUACCAUUUCAUAUAGAAAAGAUUUUUCUAGAUUAAUUUUAAAAAUCAAAAUUGUAAAACAUUAAAAUCCACCAAGAGAGUGGAUGAUUUAUUUACCCGGUAGAUACAUCAUGGUCAUUCCAAUGGGCAGAUAUAUGUGUUGUCAUUCUAUCUUAAUUGAUUGGAAGAGAGCUGAUAAAAAAUGUGAAAUUUGUGUUAAGUGAUUUCACUGUAUGUUGCAAGUAACUGGAAAUAAAUUGAUAUCCAUUGUUUUCAUUCUUCUAAGCAUACAUUACAAGCCAAUAUAUUUUACACAAUUUUUCAUCUAAAUAUGAAGUGAAUAAAUUUUAUAUACCCAU